AAAGCAAACGCCGGACAGAUUUCUUGAGCGCCCCUCAAGAGACUCUGGGGAAAGGGAAUUUGGGUUGAGUUUAAUGACUCUAAGAGCAACUGGUGUAUAGAGGAAUGCAAGUUCUUGGCCAGCGGUGGAAGAAACUAUUGGAACAGACAGGCUGAUCUGGGAGGACCCAUCCGGAAGGGGAGGUAGAGGUUGUCAUAUAGGCAAUUGGGAGUAUGUACCAAAGCAGCUGCUUUCCAAAAGGGGGAUGUAAAUUCCUUUAGAGUGGAAGAGAAGGAACCUCAUAUGCUCUGGCUUGGCGACCAGAAAUCACUGUCAGCGAUUUGCCACCUAGUUCAUUUGUGAACUGAAGUUCUAUGGCUCGUGCAACAGAGCAGCAAUGGGAAUUUGGUGGACUACUGCUCUGGUCCAGCAUAUAGCUCUUAUCCCAUGCUACCAGGCAGCUUUUCGAUGGAUGAUAAUAGAAGGAUUCAAAUGCUGGCAGACACUGUGGCUACUUUGCCUCGGGGACGAAAGCAGCUUGCUUUGACAAGAUCAAGUUCUUUAGGUGACUUUUCCUGGUCUCAAAGAAAGCUUGUUACUGUGGAAAAGCAGGAUAAUGGAACAUUUGGAUUUGAAAUUCAGACGUACAGGCAGCAGAACCAGAACACCUGCUCCUCAGAGCUGCGCACCCUGAUCUCCAAAAUUCAGGACGACAGCCCAGCACAAUGUGCUGGCCUCCAAGCUGGUGAUGUCCUUGCAAAUAUCAAUGGUGUGAGCACAGAAGGCUUUACCCACAAGCAAGUCGUUGACCUGAUCAGAUCAUCAGGAAACCUGCUAAUGAUAGAGACUCUUAAUGGAACAACGAUUCUCAAAAGAAUAGAGCUUGAAGCAAAGCUGCAAGCUUUAAAGCAAACCUUGAAGAAGAAAUGGGUGGAGUUCAGAUCUCUGCAGUUACAAGAACAACGCUUGCUUCAUGGUGAUGCAGCUAACUGCCCAAGUUUGGAAAACAUGGACAUAGAUGAAUCAAUGUUGUUUGGAACCCUACCUGGGCCAGGCCCAGCCCUCUUGGAACGGAAUCGAAUAUCCAGUGAGAGCAGCUGUAAGAGCUGGCUGAGCUCUAUGACAAUGGACAGUGAGGACGGUUACCAGACAUGUGUGUCUGAGGACUUGAGCAGGGGAGCCUUCAGCCGGCAGACAAGCACAGAUGAUGAGUGCUUUGUCCUCAAGGAUGGGGAUGAUUUUUUGAAGAGGUCAUCUUCAAGGAGGAAUCGGAGCAUUAGCACCGCCAGCAGUGGGUCCAUGUCUCCCAUGUGGGAAAGCAACUUCUCAAGCAUGUUUGGGACCCUGCCUCGGAAAAGCAGAAGGGGCAGUGUCCGGAAACAACUCUUGAAAUUCAUCCCUGGCCUUCACCGCCCUGUGGAAGAGGAAGAGAGUCACUUUUGAUAUGUUGUGGUGCCCUUUUGUAUGAGCUUAUUUUGUAAAUGUUGCUAGAUCAACUCCACCCAUCUUAGUGGGAAAAUGCAAAUGGAUUGCAAAUCUGACCUCCCAUUUCUUGGCAAUAGUGACCUUUAUUUAAAUUUUCCUAUCAUUAUUUUUACUUACUCAAUCAUUUUUCAACCAGAACAGCUCAAGUUUUAAACAGACAUUAGUGAAAUAAAGUUAUAAGUCAGAUAAUAUACAAAUUAACAAGUGCCUGCUCAUUCUAAUGCUGCUUAUGAAGGCAAGGGUAAUAUUUAUUUUCUAGAUAAUCCACGUAAAAAAUUGAGAACUUUUGGGUUCAAAUAAAUAAAAGUGUAAAUAAAAUUGACAGAAUGUCAUUAUUUGGACUGUCGUCUGUAGGUUAUUCGUAGGUUUUAAAAGUUUAUGUUAGCUUAAGAUCAGUAAUCUCUGGGGAGGCUUAAUAAUAGACAGUUUUGAAUGUUUCUGUUCAAAGAUGAUCAUAAGCCAUUCUUCACAUUUAUAGUCAUAAUAAAGCAGAAAGUAUGAAUUAAUGUGAGAGUGUACACUUCAUGUAUCCAUGGGAAAAUAUUGUCUAAGGUGUGUGCUGAGGAAGUUUAUAAUUUUUUUUAUAGGCAGCCUAAACAAAAUGGGUGGGAAUGUCUUUCUUACCCAGUUCAUAUUUUGUUCUGCCUAAACAUUGAUGACAAGUCUAGAACUCUCGAGAGCCUACAACUUUGUGAUAUUUUUUUAAACAAAUGUCUAAAAUUUGAAAAAUUAGAGUCAGAAAAGUGAUUUUCCUCCUGCAGAUUUUUUCAAAUCUGUCUUCACUUUAUAUUAUAUAUUUCAAAUAAUUAUUGCCUCAGCACUUGUUUGCCUGUUAUGUUAGUAUCACAUUACUACUAGCCAUCCAGUCACAUUUUUAUUCAAUACCCAUUAAAGUCCAUGAUUAUUCUGUUCCGGUGCUCAUUGCAUAUAUUCUAGAAUAGCUAAUCCAGACAAUAAAUAGUCCUUAUUGAUUUUAAGCUCUCUCUCUCUCUCUCUCUCUCUCUCUCUCUCUCUCUCUCUCUCUCU
Hipposideros armiger (great roundleaf bat) is the source of this 2490-nucleotide messenger RNA. RefSeq names its product cytohesin 1 interacting protein (gene CYTIP). Gene Ontology annotation, cellular component: cell cortex. The transcript has 10 exons. The record is from RefSeq and is a predicted model, not a curated record. Lineage: Eukaryota; Metazoa; Chordata; Mammalia; Chiroptera; Hipposideridae. Gene Ontology annotation, biological process: regulation of cell adhesion. The coding region runs from base 427 to 1422 and encodes 331 amino acids. Gene Ontology annotation, molecular function: protein binding.